CACAGUUUCUCUCUCUCUCUAGAUCGAUCUGGACCUUCAGGUAAAUAGAACUUCAAUUCUUCACCGCCAUUGUUAAAAAUUGAAAUUUAGUCGCUAUUAUUAAUUAAUUUGAUUCAUCAAAUCGAUUAUUUUGAUCAACAACAACGGGACGAAAACGCCACCAAAGCAAAUCAUAUUUCGGCGGCGUCUUCUUGCAACAUUUAAUGGCGGUUUCUCUCUCUCGGUCCUUGGCACUCUCCGAUCAUCCCAACAGAAUAUGCUCUUUUUCCUCCUCAGAUCUUCUCUCUUCGUCCAUGUCCGAAAGACAAGGACUUUGAACUGGGUUUUGUCGCCUAUCACCCCAAUUCUCUCUCUUCAUCUUGUUCGUCGUCCGUUUGAUUUCUGGGUUUUGUUGGCAUCAAACAUUUUUCGUGCCCUUUUGUUGCGGGAUUCGAUUCCUGGUCAUGGUCUGUCAGAUUUUGUUUCUGGGUAUGCCAAUGGCGGUGGUUUCGAGGUAUAAUGCAUGUUGAUUGAUCGACCCUGACGAUCCAAGGUUCUUCAUUUCGGUUCAAGAUACUGUUGAUUCUCGAUAAAUGAUCAAAAUUUGGUAGAUUUUCGAUCUGGGCAUCGAAGAAAACUGGUUUGAACGAUGAAUGUCGUGGGUAGAAUCGGGAGCUAUAUUUACCGUGGAGUGGGUACGGUGUCUGGUCCGUUCCAUCCCUUUGGUGGCGGGAUUGAUAUAAUCGUCGUAGAACAGCCCGACGGGACGUUCAAAUCGUCUCCAUGGUACGUUCGCUUUGGGAAAUUUCAAGGGGUUUUGAAGAACAAAAGCAAUGCGAUCAAGAUUGAUGUCAAUGGCGUGGAAGCAGGGUUCAAUAUGUAUCUUGCUCAUACAGGGCAAGCUUACUUUCUCAGGGAAGUUGAUGAUGCUGUCGGAGAAGGUGAAUCCUUGUUAUACCCUUUGUCUGAUACCAAAACCUCUAAUGCUGGUGAUGUUAGGGUACCAUUGAAGUCGAAAAGCUGUAACUAUGAUGCCGGUAGUCCACGGAAUAGUAACGGGAAAAGCGUUGGCAAGCCAGGGAUUUUAGGGUUUGCGUUCGGGGGAAGGUCGGUUAGGGAGGAUCCGUGUCUGAUAGAAGCAGAGGAAGGUGAUGGAUCAUGUGUUAGCUCGAUGGAACGGGCCCAGAUUGCGGCUGAUCUCUUGGAGGUUAAAUGGUAUACCAAUCUCAAUACCCGUAUGACCAUCAAAGCAAAAGUUUCGGGAUGCAGUCAGGCAGCCAAUGGCAACGGUAAAGGCAGUGCUCAGACCAGUGCCAGUGAGAUUAGCUUGGACGAGGCUUACGGGUCGUUUUCUAGUGCCGAUGAACCAGCGGAGGGCAGGUCAGAAAGUAAAUGUGUAGAGCCAUUGAAAACCUUAUCGGAUAGCUUUCAGAUACCCGAGGAAUCCGCUGAAAGAUCCGAGACAGUGCAGAUUCUUGAUCAGAAUGGCAUUAAGUUACUCAGUCUAUGCGAAGCAGCAGAAGGUCUCGUUCUUGUCGAUGGAAGCUCGUACAAAGCCAUAUGCAAUGCAUUGUCUGUUCCUAGCGAACGAAGCAGAAAACUGGACGUUUAUGUUGAAUCUAUGGGCAUGACGACAGCAACCGACCCGCAAGGACAGGAUACAGUUACAGUAUGUGCUCUCGAAUUUGAGCGGACCCCUCGUGAAGGAAACAGCCCGAGCCUUAGGGACGAGAAUAAAUCCAUUGAAGAAGAUGUACAUGCUUCUCCAGGAAAUUGCGAAGAUUGUCCAUCAACAAGUGUGGAAAGCUACCCACAAUCAGAUAUAUCGGAAGAAGAACAAUUUACGUUUAGUGAUCUUGAUGAAUUCAAUCAUGGUGGGAAUGGUUCCAUGAAUUCAAAUUCUCCUUGUAAAAAUGUAAAGGAGAUCUACGAGGAAAAUGACAUAAGCCGGGAGGACCCUGCGGAGAAAUCAAAGGUUGUAUCAAAGCCGAUCGAUAUCCAUUGCAAUGAUGAGUACUCUCGGGAAGAGGAGGAGCAACAACGGGUAGAAUCGUUACCCAAUAUGCAGCUUCGAGCUCCGAGUUUUGAUCCCGAUUCUUGUCAGCCUUUCAGCAAAUCGCUUGAUUCAAAGUCUAAAACUUUGAAAUGGGGUUUCAAAAAAGACGAAUACAGCUCGGAGAGUUUAGAUGUGAAGGCAUUCAAGCACAUGCUAGAUAAUCCUGAAGUCGUCGAGCUCUCUCUCUGCAAGCACUUGUUAAGUGAAGGAAUGGGAGCGGAAGCAGCUUCUCGGGUAUUCGACUCCGGAAAACUGGAUAUGAAGAAAUUUCUUUCUUUGGGCCCGUCCUCCAUUGUGAAGGACGAUGAACUCAUCGUUAAAAUCGGUGGCUGCUAUUUCCCGUGGGAUUCUGCAGCUCCCAUUGUCUCGGGAAUGGUUUCUUUUGGAUCUGACGAGAAAAUAUUCGAGCCCAAAGGCAUGAUAGCCGUUGAUCGGGUUGAGAAGCCCGGUGAUUCGGCUCCAGGAAGUGGAGGCUGGAAGAUUUGGCCUUUCUCUCUCAGAACUUCGAGGAGCAGUGACAAGAUUCAAGACCCUUUCACGUCUGAAACCGGAAAUGACGAAACACGGAAUGUAUCGAAGCCAAAACCCGUUAAAAAGACGGUCAGAGCUCUAACCCCAACAUCCGAAAAUUUGGCUUCCCUGAAUCUGAAAGAAGGAAGAAAUGAUGUGACUUUCACAUUCUCCACAAAUAUGCUAGGCACUCAACAGGUGGAUGCCCGAAUUUACUUGUGGAAAUGGAAUGCUCGGAUUGUUGUUUCGGAUGUGGAUGGAACGAUCACGAGGUCGGAUGUUCUUGGCCAGUUCAUGCCUUUGGUCGGUAUAGAUUGGUCCCAAACCGGAGUCACGCAUUUGUUUUCAGCCAUCAAGGACAACGGGUAUCAUUUGAUAUUUCUUAGCGCACGGGCGAUUUCUCAGGCCUCGGUCACCCGACAAUUCUUAGUUAACCUCAAGCAGGACGGGAAAGCCUUGCCGGAUGAACCUGUCGUUAUCUCUCCCGACGGCCUCUUUCCGUCUUUAUUUCGGGAAGUAAUCAGAAGGGCGCCUCAUGAAUUCAAGAUCGCGUGCUUGGAGGAAAUACGGGCAUUGUUCCCUCCCGACCACAACCCGUUCUACGCUGGUUUCGGAAACAGAGACACAGAUGAGAUCAGCUACCUCAAAGUCGGAAUCCCUCGGGGAAAGAUCUUCAUCAUCAAUCCAAAGGGAGAAGUUGCUGUAAAUUGCAGAGUUGACACGAGAUCAUACACUUCUCUUCAUGCUCUUGUCAAUGGCAUGUUCCCUGCUACUGCUUCUUCCGAACCGGAAGACUUCAACACUUGGAACUUCUGGAAACUUCCGCCGCCGUCUUUUGAUGUCUGAAAAAUACCCUUCUUCAGAUACGAUCAUUAGAUUCAGGGGUGGCACCAAAGAUCGAAUUUUUCCCGUCUUUGUAACCCUUUUUCGUUUUCGUGACGUGGGGUUCAUAUCACAGGUUAAUACACUUAUAUAUAUAUAUAUACACACAUGUAUAUAUACAGUGGUGGACCAAAAAAUGGAACGCUUCUGUUACAAACAAUGUUAUGUUACUUUUAUUUUUUAAUAUU
This is a messenger RNA of Tarenaya hassleriana, 3615 nucleotides long. Its product is annotated as phosphatidate phosphatase PAH2-like. The record is from RefSeq and is a predicted model, not a curated record. Gene Ontology annotation, molecular function: phosphatidate phosphatase activity. NCBI's taxonomy places the organism in Eukaryota, Viridiplantae, Streptophyta, Magnoliopsida, Brassicales, Cleomaceae. The transcript is spliced from 11 exons. Bases 629 to 3391 code for a protein of 920 amino acids.